Triplophysa dalaica is the source of this 4251-nucleotide messenger RNA. It is a transcript of the gene pacsin1a, whose product is annotated as protein kinase C and casein kinase substrate in neurons 1a. Gene Ontology annotation, molecular function: phospholipid binding; protein binding. NCBI's taxonomy places the organism in Eukaryota, Metazoa, Chordata, Actinopteri, Cypriniformes, Nemacheilidae. The transcript has 10 exons. Gene Ontology annotation, cellular component: plasma membrane; endosome; cytoplasm. Gene Ontology annotation, biological process: neuron projection morphogenesis; regulation of endocytosis; cytoskeleton organization. The record is from RefSeq and is a predicted model, not a curated record. Bases 210 to 1526 code for a protein of 438 amino acids.
ACCUCGACCCCUCCCAUCGGCGGAGAAUGCGCGAGGACAUCGUGAUCCGGUGGAUGCGGAGGGACGCGCGCUCGGCUCGGCUCGGCUCGGGGUCACCUUCUAUCGCUGCGAAAGAGGAAAGUGCGCAAACAUACGUCAGUUUUAGUGCUUGAGAAAGUCUUCAUUCCUCCAGACGUGUUCUUCAGUCUUGAUUCACGGCACCGUGCACCAUGUCUGGCUCUUAUGAUGAAUCCUCUGCUACUGAUGAGGCCAUGGAUAGCUUUUGGGAGGUGGGAAAUUAUAAGCGUGCUGUCAAGAGAAUUGACGACGGUCACCGGCUUUGCAAUGACCUUAUGAACUGCCUUCAGGAACGUGCCAAGAUUGAGAAGUCCUACAGCCAGCAGCUUACCGAAUGGUCCAAGAGAUGGAGGCAACUGAUUGAAAAAGGUCCUCAGUAUGGUUCAGUGGAGCGAGCUUGGUUAGCUAUGAUGACAGAAGCUGAUAAGAUGAGCGAGCUUCAUCAAGAGGUAAGGAAUGGUCUGGUGAACGAAGAUGUUGAGAGAGUGAAGAACUGGCAGAAAGACUCGUACCACAGACAGAUGAUGGGGGGAUUCAAGGAAACCAAAGAGGCAGAGGAGGGCUUCAAGAAAGCCCAGAAACCCUGGGCCAAGAAACUCAAAGAGAUGGAGACGGCAAAGAAGACCUACCACAUGGCCUGUAAAGAGGAGAAACUGGCCGCAGCCAGAGAGGCGGAAGCGUCUGCCACACCAGAUCAGCAGAAGAAACUACACGAGAAGACAGAGAAAUGCAAACAGGAUGUGCAGAAGGCCAAGGAGAAGUAUGAGAAGUCUCUGGAGGAGUUGUCCAAAUGCACACCUCAGUACUCGGAGAGCAUGGAGCUGGUGUUUGAUCAGUGUCAACAACAUGAGGUCAAACGACUGACCUUCCUCAAAGAGGCUCUCCUGGAUAUCAAACGACAUCUCAACCUCACGGAAAACCAAAACUAUGCUUCUGUGUACCGGGACUUUGAACGCACCAUUCUGGCCGCCAACACACAGGAAGAUCUCAAGUGGUUCAGUAAUAACCACGGCCCUGACAUGCAUAUGAAUUGGCCCCAGUUUGAGGAAUAUAAUCCAGAAGCCACCAAUGCUGUGGCUAAGAGAGAAAAGAAGAAGCCGGAUGGCGUGACUCCGGCUACACCAAGCACAGACCACGGGGAUCAGCCAGGUGACCGUGGCAGUGUGAGCAGCUACGAAAAGAAUCAGGCGUACUCCACAGAAUGGUCCGAUGAUGAUCAGCCCGCCGGAAACUCGGGGAACGAAACUAACGGAGGUGGAAACUCCUUUGAGGAUGACGCGUGCAGCAGAGGGGGUAUGAGAGUGCGUGCACUGUAUGACUAUGAAGGACAAGAACAAGAUGAGCUGAGCUUCAAAGCAGGUGAUGAAUUCGUCAAGAUCGAGGAGGAAGAUGAUCAGGGCUGGUGCAGAGGUCGCCUUGACAACGGCCGGACGGGUCUAUACCCGGCCAAUUAUGUUGAGGAAAUCUAAUGGCCUGACUGGAGGAGAACACAUUGGAGGCAGCUCUGAUUGUUAGAAGAUAUAACACCACGGCAUAAAUGCCAGAGACUUUACAAUGAACAACUUUCCCUAAAGAUGUGCAAUGCAGUCUUGUUUAAAGUCAAAACAUCUUAGUAACCACACUGUACAUAAGGAUCUUGUCCAGGAGGUAAGGAAGAGCUUGCUCACUACUAACAUCUACUAUCUAUUUGCAAAUAUCUAAAAGUUAUAUACAUACACAAACUAAAAACGCCCAGUCAGUUAUGCAAGUAGGACGCGCAUUAUUUGAAUCUGUGCAGCAUACAUGUUUUUUAAAUACGAUAUUACGAGUAUACGUAGACUUCUCAUUUUAGCAUAAUAUCCAACCAAAAAUGUGGCCAUUAUGUGUAUUUUAGGAGACGUCCAUAUAGCAGUCAACGUGCAUUACCGGUUCUCGUCCAAUGUCUUGCAACUUGGUCACAGUGUUUAAACAGAAAGUGACACUCAACCGACUAAUUUGGUUUCCGUCCUUCUCAUCUGUUCACGCCUUGUUGCACUGCUCUUUCUAUUAGGUAUUGUUCUCUUGAUGUCUGUGUCUUUACGCAUAGCAGCAUGUGCUAUGAAGCAUGUUCCUCAGGUCAUCUGUGCUGUUUGCAAUCCCCACAUUGACCACAGAGGGCAGCAAAAUGACAUCGACCCCAAACCGGAAAGUGGCGAGAUGGGAAACUCUCAGGCACGUUCCAAAUACCAAACUCACUUGCUUCUCACUGAAAGUAGGCAUUGUGAAAUGAUGAAGUUUGCAAACUGCAGUAUGCCACAAUUUUGUCACAGGACUUGACAUAAAACAUGAGUACAGGAUAUGAAAUGCACAGAAUUCACCAGGCAAAAACAUGUCAGUAUGAUCUCUCACACAUAGCCACCGUUGCUGUCACACCUCCACAUGAUUCGGUCGAUUGUGCUGAAUUGUCAUGUCUUGAUGUUGUGCUUUAUUGCUUCCUCCAUGAGUAGGGUGACCGUAUGUGGCAUUAUUUCCUGGCCAGGAUUUUCCGUAGGUCGCAUUUGUCCACCGCAUACGUCACCGAGGUUCUCACAUUUCACAAAAAAUAUAUAUAUUUCUCCUAAGACGUCAGAUCAUUGUAGUUCAAUUUUUGUCGGUUGCUUUUCUGAAAUAACACCUGAAAAAGGAAUGAACGGCGUAUGCGGUGGACAAAUGCGACAGGCCAGGGCGAGUACGGUCACACUAUCCAUGACUGACAUUGUGUCUUGUACAGUCUCGUAUGAAGAGAAGGUCUUAAACAGAACAAACAUCUCUUCAUUUGGCAUCUGGUCAUGGUCACCUGUUCAAUGCACUAUUUGGACUGAUCGUGCACAUUUUACACACAAGCUCAGCCACAGAGGGAAUAUCACGACACUGAUCACUCAUUCAGCAAACAGAAGCCAUCAGAUGAUGCUGUCGACAUACAGUACACCCAUCAAACAUGCGUUUAGUGUUAGUGUUAGGACAUAUCUGUUCUUCAUAGAAUACCUAUAAAUCUUAAUGUUGAAAUACUCGUGAUGGCAGCACAUGAUUUGCAGGCAAUGUUGGGGCACUUUGCAGGCGUCUCUCUUAGUAAUGUAUUAAUGUCAUUGCAUAUCAAACCAAGUGACAACAUAAGCACACUUUCAAAUGAUAAAAGUACAAUUUGCAUGAGGAAGACAAAGAGCUUUGUGAUACUUUCUGCUUGUCAAACCUGUAUGGAACGUGGCAGUAGUGGAUGAUGAAAUAUAUCUCUGGCCAUUGGUAGGACACCUGUGUGGAAGCAAGUGUACAGAUCCACAAAAUUGCCCAUGGUACCUGUGGCUUAAGGGCGCAAAAACAACUAAAAGCCAUUCUCUGGCUCGGAUUAUUUGCAGAUAAAUCCUUACAAUGAAAUUCCUACAUUUCAAAGUUUGACUAAAGUCUUUGGGAACAUGGUUGAUUCGUCUCUCGCUCUCUCUCUCUGCUGGAAACGUUGUGGAUUGUCCCUGGAGUUUUGUGAGGUUCCGAGGAUUUGCGAUUUGUCCAGCCUACAAAAAAAAGGAGUCCCUGUUGAAAUAUAUCUGUGACGUACACAAAAGACGUUGAGACGGGUACGCACGCAAAGGUGUACUGGAGGGUAUCCUCUUUCUUAUAUUCGGUGUGUAUGAGUUGUGUUUAUGUAUAGAAAAUAAAAGUAGUGUUCUAAUUGUAAAUGUCGGCUAGCAAAAGAACAAAUGCUUUGAAAAAAAAGCGACACUGUAAUGCUCUAUAGAUAACAUAUUGUAUUGACUUGAUUUGGACUGCAACGGAAUCACUAUGUGUACCAUACCUGUGUAAAUGCGUUGGGUCCACCCUGUCAUAUUUGUAUAUGAUGAUGUAAUUUACUCAGAUUAUAUUCUACUGUAACUGUAAAGUGAGACAGUAAAGAAAUGUGUAAUGUACAUGCUAUUUUUAAUGUUGAUUUGUUCUUUAUGCAAAGGAAAGGAUGAAGGUGGUUUAUGUUGUGGUGUGGAGGAUGUGUGUGUGUUGAUAGUUAGUUGAUGUAAAUCAAACUCCUUGCCGGUGUAGUGCCUCCUUAUCCAUGAGAUGAUGUUCAUUUAUAUAUAUAUGCAUAAGGUUAAUGAUGAUGAACAUGACAUUGAUCAAAAUAAUGUCCAGUUUUAAGUUUCUUUUGUGUUGGUGUCAAUAUUGGCAUAUGUAAGUAUGGAAGGAGAAAACAUGUUUGUUGAGAAAACCUGA